Molecule: messenger RNA, 1851 nt
Organism: Drosophila willistoni
Lineage: Eukaryota; Metazoa; Arthropoda; Insecta; Diptera; Drosophilidae
Product: transcription factor SPT20 homolog
Exons: 5
Biological process (GO): regulation of transcription by RNA polymerase II
Molecular function (GO): DNA-binding transcription factor activity; RNA polymerase II cis-regulatory region sequence-specific DNA binding
Source: RefSeq, a predicted model, not a curated record
UUGGCCCUCGUGUUGUUACCAGUGUGUGUUGCUUGGAUGCCGCAUCUGAGGCGGCAACCGUCCCAGACAGUGGGUGCCAAAUGCAUGCAGUGCAUAUGCAUGGACUGCUGCACCAGACAUUGAAAGUUGUUGCCAACGCACAACACAAUUCACCCUCCCGGCCCCAGCUCUUAAACUAUCAACGAUCUUGGCAACGAACGCACAAUGAAUUUCACACCUUUUGGCAACACCUUCCCUGGCAACAUAUCCGGUCUGCCGCAGUUUACCACAAGCUCAGCGCCGCUUGUCUCAACGGUAACGGCUGCCGUUGCCGAUGUCACAGUGACGGCAACCAACAACCCGCAGCAGCAACAACAACAACAGCAAGAUGCCGGCGGUGGAGGCGGCGGCAAUAAUCGCUAUCAACAACAACAACAGCAGCAGCAGCAGCAGCAACAACAACAACAGGUAACAACCACAGCCGUAGGCAUGACGCAUUUCAGUCAGCCUUCCAUGUCAGCUGGACAAAGUGGAGCUGCCGGCAAUAGUAAUAAUAAAUUUCGAAGCGGCCAAGAAGAGGCAAUGCAAGGCGAUAAAUAUAACAAUGGACAUUUGGUUGCAUCGUCACAGCAGCAGCAACAACAGCAACCACAAUAUGCCACAGUUGCCUAUGCUCCAACAGCAACGGCGACAAGCACAGCCGAUGCCCUACAAGCGAGCACCUCAGGCCAGCAGCAACAACAACAGCAGCAGCAGCAAAUGCAACAGCAACAGCAACAACAGGUUGCAGCACCCCAAGAACUGACACAGGAUCUCUGCAAUGCCAUACUCCAACAACAAGUGCUACAAAAUACCUCCUGGCAGACACUCACGCCGGGCACCACAGUCGCGGACUACCUCUCACAUCUUCCAGCCAACACAUUGCCCCUGUCACUGCAUCAUUUUCUCAAGUAUUCGGCCGAAACGAUUAAGAAGGAGAACCAACAGAAUGUGGUACUACAAGUGCAAACGGGACCAGCCAUUGGGAUUAAUACCAUUGGCACCACAACCAUUAGCAUACCUCAGCAGGAGCAAUUGCCGCUGCAGCAACAGCAACAGGCCACAUUGCAACAAGCGCAACAGACAGCAGCUGGAGCGACGGCAGUAACGAGUGCUGCAACAGUUGCCGCCAGUGGGUCGACCACGGCGACCGUCACCAAAAAGAAGAAGCGUAAAAAGCGCAACAAAGACCGUAAACCCAAAUUGCGUCCCGGAGAGAUACGUUUAAGUACGGCCCUCGAUGGCAGUCCCCUCUACAUGUGCCCCGAAUGCCAUGUGGCCUAUCCGGAGCCCGAAUUGCUCGAAGUCCAUCUGGUGGGCCAUAAUCUGGAGAAGCGUUACGUGUGCGAUAUAUGCCAAGCGUCUCUCAAACGCAAAGAUCAUCUCACACGCCACAAACAGUCGCAUAAUCCGGAACGGCCGUACAUCUGCACGGUAUGCCUCAAGGCCUUUAAACGGAAAGAGCAGCUCAGCUUGCAUUUUGUCAUCCAUUCGGGCGAGAAGCGGCAUCAGUGUCAGGAAUGUGGCAAGGGUUUCUAUCGCAAGGAUCAUUUGCGUAAACACACGCGCUCCCACAUUGCCCGCCGUGUCAAAGCCGAGCUAAAUAGCCAUGUGAGGCGUGAGAAUGGCACGAGUAUGUUGCAACCUGUCGUCACGGAGGCAACAACAGCUGCCCUGCAACAUGCCAAUCAGUUGGCCAGCCAGCAGCAGCAAUUGCAACAGCAGCAACAACAGCAGCAGCAGCAACAACAACAGCAGCAACAUCACAUCGUUAUUGCCCAGCAGCAGCAGCAACAGCAGCAACAACAGCAGCAGCAACAACAACAACAACAG